AUGUCACAUAAAAGCUUUAAGGAAAUGAGGAAAGUAAACAUUUCUAGCUCAUUGGAGUCUGAAGAUAUUAGCUUAGAAACCACAAUACCAACCGAUGAUGUUUCUUCCUCUGAAGAGAGAGAAGGUACUGUUAAAAUCACUAAGCAGCUGAUUGAACGGAAGGAGUUGCUCCAUAAUCUUCAGCUGCUUAAAAUAGAGUUAUCUCAGAAAAACUUGAUGAUUGACAACUUGAAAGUAGAAUAUUUGACCAAGAUUGAAGAGCUAGAAGAGAAGCUUAAUGAUGCAAUCCAUCAAAAGCAGCUGUUGUCUUUACGACUGGAUAGUCAGCUGGCAUUACAGCAAGAAGAUGCUAGAAAACAUCAGGCUCUAAUGAAACAAGAAAUGGAAACUAUUUUAUUGAGACAGAAGCAACUGGAGGAAACAAAUCAUCAGUUAAGGGAGAGGGCUGGAGAUAUCCGUCGUAGCUUGAGAGAUUUGGAACUAACAGAUGAUUGCUAUGAGAAGCUGAAGUCUCUCCCUGAAGAUCAGCUUUCUAUCCCUGAAUAUGUUUCUAUCCGAUUCUAUGAAGUAGUCCAUUCCUUGAAACAAGAGCUAAGUGAGCUACAGAUGAAAAAGGAGAGCCUAACAGAAGAAAUAAGCGGGUACAAAUCCCAGCUUAAGUGUCUGACAGAGAACUAUGAAGAAGAGAGGAGGAAUCGGUCAGAACUUGAGGUUAGAUGCCAGCGUUUGACACUGGAACUGGCUGAUACCAAGCAGAUGAUUCAGCGAGCUGAUUACAGACAAGAGAACUAUGAUAAAGUGAAAUGUGAACGUGAUAUAUUUGAACAUGAAUUGUCAGAACUCAGAAGAAAAUAUGAAAUAUUAGAGGUGUCACACAAAGCGCAAGCUGAAGAAAGAAAUGACUUAUCAAAAGAG
Phaethon lepturus (White-tailed tropicbird) is the source of this 915-nucleotide messenger RNA. It is a transcript of the gene PIBF1, whose product is annotated as progesterone immunomodulatory binding factor 1. NCBI's taxonomy places the organism in Eukaryota, Metazoa, Chordata, Aves, Phaethontiformes, Phaethontidae. The annotation marks the transcript as partial. Gene Ontology annotation, cellular component: centriolar satellite. The transcript is spliced from 6 exons. Gene Ontology annotation, biological process: cilium assembly. The record is from RefSeq and is a predicted model, not a curated record.